Labrus bergylta (ballan wrasse) is the source of this 5574-nucleotide messenger RNA. RefSeq names its product transcription initiation factor TFIID subunit 4. Gene Ontology annotation, molecular function: RNA polymerase II general transcription initiation factor activity; protein heterodimerization activity; DNA binding. Gene Ontology annotation, cellular component: transcription factor TFIID complex. Gene Ontology annotation, biological process: DNA-templated transcription; transcription initiation at RNA polymerase II promoter. The record is from RefSeq and is a predicted model, not a curated record. Lineage: Eukaryota; Metazoa; Chordata; Actinopteri; Labriformes; Labridae.
CACAGCCUCCGAGGCCACGUCACCGACGGUGCAUCCAAUCGGCGCAUGCGUUCUAACGAGCGAGCGUAACUGGGCAAAAAGAUGGCGGCGGACUCCGAUUUGCUGGGCGAUGUUUUGCUCGACGCGGCGGCGGACGAGAAAGUAGCUGGGGAGGACACGGUCGGCUCUGCGGAGAGCAGCGUGACCGAAGCGGGUCGCGUCAACGCCAACUCCGCGUCAACUCAGUGUGCAGAAAAUCACGUCAGCAGCGUCGCUGUUUUAAGCAACGCGUGUGCAAAUGUGCAGAGAAGCAAAAUGGGACUUUCACAACAAGAGGUUGCCAAAACAGGAGCGCAUGGAGGUGUCAUAAGCAGUACGGGUUCCCUUGAUUCUAACAGGGAUGGAGCAGCCGGGACCACGUCGGCGGCGGGACCGAGCUUGACAGCCGGUCAGAGUCAGUCCAAGACGGGAGCAGCAGCAGGCGGAGUCGAAACGGUGUCUCCCGAUGCUACGACUGGAGCGAAUGCGCUGCAGACUUUGAAUGGCAGUGCCGUGGUGACGAGCUGUCAUCCCCCCGGUGGAGGUCCCGCUGACAGCAGCGCUCAGCCGCCCGCCGCCACGCUUGUAAACAACGGACACGCGGCAGUUUUGCCCGCGGCGCCUCCGACUAUUACUCGAACUUCUUCUCCCGCGAGUCUUCACACUGCUGUCGUAUCCUCUGUGAAAAGUGAACCGACGGUCACUCUUGCGAGGCCGCCUAUGCAAACUCCUACUACUACUACUAACACCUCGCGAAGCGGAGGGAGCCCCGGGGCAGUUCUGACGUCACCAGCCGUCAGCGUCACCAGCACGACGGGCCCUUCAGUGAACAAACUCGACACCUCAAAAACUGUGUUUCACGCGAGUGGACACAAAGUGGCUUCCACUGUUGCUGCAGGGACCAUGAGGAGCUCUACUGUUCUGCAGAACUUGAGGACUUCAGUUCCGUCAACCAUUACCGCCGCCGCCGCCGCCGCUCCUCCCGCAGGAAUACGAGCUAUUGCCCCUCAGGUGUUGGCCCCAAGACUUACUCAGACUCAACAAAACGCCCCAAACAUCCAGAACAUUCAGCUCCCUCCAGGCAUGGUUCUGGUCCGCAGUGAGAGCGGGCAGCUGCUUAUGAUUCACCAGCAGACCUUGGCUCAGAUGCAGGCUCAGUCACAGUCCCAAAGUGCCAUGACACCACGACCAGCAGCCCCGACCAGCACUCCACCUUUCCAGAUCAACUCUCUGAAGGCUCCAGGCACAUCUCUGCUUCCUCGUCCAGUAACCCCCAUGACCAUUAUUAAACAAGCCUCACCAGUUCAAACCAGCGUAACAGCCACUACCACUCUGCAGAGGCCUCCGGUGCUGCAGAACACCAUGAUGCUGGGAGGAAGUGCCACCACUCCAGGACAGACGCUCGUCACGCCCAGCACAGUGCAGCCCGGUUCUGCAGCCACAGCAGUUACACAGAGGGUAGGGUCGCUUGCAGCCACUGGGACCCCUGUCACUCCAAUAGCUGUCACCGCUGAGACACUGGAGAAUGUAAAAAAGUGUCGAAACUUUCUGUCUACAUUGAUCAAGCUGGCAUCAAGUGGAAAACAGUCGUCUGAGACCACGGCCAACGUAAAGGAGCUGGUCAAGAACCUGCUGGAAGCAAAGCUCGAGCCUGAAGAUUUCACCAGUAGGUUAUACCGGGAGCUCAACUCCUCACCACAGCCGUACCUUGUGCCUUUCCUCAAGAGAAGCCUCCCAGCACUGCGUCAGUUGACCCCAGACUCAGAGGCCUUCAUCCAGCAGAGCCUGCCACCUCAGCCCAGCAGUCAGCCUACCACAGCAGCCUCCACCGCCCUCACUGCUGUUGUGCUCCGACCUCCUCUCUCCACAGCUGCCACUACCACCACCAGCGCCGCUGCAACCAAAACCACAGUCAUCAACCUCACUCAGACAACUCACAGUAAACCCGGACUGAUAGUCCCCCAGCAACAGGGCACCGUGUUGAGGCCUCAGAUGACACUAGCUCAGUCUCCCAUGGUAACGCUCAGAGGACAGCCUCACAACCGAAUCAUUGUGAGCCAGCCACAGGUGGUCAAACAGCUGCACGCAGGAGUGAAGCAGACGUUGGCUCCAGGUGUCAAAGGGGUGGUACAAAUAGUCAGUCAGUCUGCACUGGCUGUUGCUCAGAAUCACAAGCAGAAGGAAACAGGAGGUGGAACCUUUAGGGAUGAUGAUGAUAUCAAUGAUGUGGCGUCCAUGGCUGGAGUCAACUUGUCGGAAGAGAGCGCCCGCAUCUUAGCAACCAACUCGGAGCUUGUAGGUGCAGUGACACGUUCCUGUAAGGAUGAGAGCUUUCUCUCCACCUCUUUGCUCACCCAGAGAGCCCUAGGGAUCGGUAAGAAGUUCGGUGUCAGCGAGCUGGGUUCAGAUGUGAUAAACUACAUUUCUUAUGCUACACAGCAGCGGCUACAAAACCUGCUGGAAAAGGUGUCACAAGUAGCACAGCAAAAGAACAUGACCUUCAAGGAGGACGAGCGGUACAAGCAGGUCAGUGACGUGCGAGCACAGCUUAAAUUCUUCGAGCAGCUGGAUCAGAUGGAGAAGCAAAGGAAGGAAGAGCAGGAGAGGGAGAUUCUCUUGAAGGCUGCCAAGUCUCGGUCACGGCAAGAAGACCCAGAGCAGCUCAGACUUAAACAGAAAGCCAAAGAGAUGCAGCAGCAGGAGCUGGCUCAGAUAAGACAGAGGGAAGCAAACCUUACAGCGCUGGCAGCAAUCGGCCCAAGGAAAAAACGGAAAAUGGACUCUCCAGUUAGGGGUGCCAGCGCAGAGGGCUCAGGAUCAGGCCCCUCCCAGCCUGGAGCAUCCAGCAGAUCAGGCUCCAGACAGUUUACACGACAGAGAAUUACCAGAGUCAACCUCAAGGACCUGCUCUUUUGCAUGGAGAACGAAAGAGAGACCAGUCAUUCACACCUGCUCUAUAAAUGCUUCCUCAAAUAGCACCCUGGUGUAAAAUGACUCGCCUCCCUUGGUGGCUGUAAGGAAGCAGUGUCAGCUCAGACCCCUUGCUGCAGGUACCUUCUGUAGACCCCUGACUUACAAGUGGGAAGAGAUUCACUUGGAACUUGGAAAACCUCCUGAAGCACAGGCCUUCGGUAUGUUUGGGGCAAAAGAUGGAGGAACUUUUGGAACUCGGCUCUGAUGCUUUGCCUUUUUAGAGACCAGUCGCCCCCGACUACACUUUAAUCAGGCACUGCCUCAUUCCUGCACACAAGCGAAACUGCUUUUAACUGAACUAGAUGAUUUCACACAAACUGCAGUAUUAACUAUUUUUUUACAUAAGCUCUCUACUUAACUCCUUAACUGAGAGUUUAAUAUAUUACAUGUUUGUUGUAUUUUUCUGCAAAGUUUAAAUGUCAGAGUUUUUCUUUUUUACAGAGACUAACCUUGAAAUUCUUCUCAUGUGCUGAGUUGCCUUCUUACCAAAUCAAGCCAUAUAGAGCAGAAACCUAGCCGUAAUGUCCUCUUUUCUAACGGCUCUCUCCACAUCAGGAUGUGUGCUUUAUUUUUGUAUUACAUGAUUUCUCUCUCUGUCAUUGCUUCAUAGGAAUCCAAAAAAAGGUGCUUUUUGUGCAUGAUUUAACCACAGUGGUUGGUGUUUGAGUACUUGCUGCAGUAUCACUACUUCAGUGAGAGUCCCUCACACGAUGCCUGUAAGAGGAACUCCACAUUUAUUCAGAUUUUCUAGCAUAUUGAACAUGAAGGCUGCAGAUACUUUCCGACUAAUCCUCUCUACUGCAGACAAAACGUCCUGGUUUCAAGAAUCAUGUCUUGACGGACAAAGUCAAAUUCAACUUACAGAGAUUCCACUUCUGACUGAGUUGACAUCCUCUCAGCAGCAGCCACUGUCGUUACCCUACGAUAAGAGAUAACAGAGAAGAGUGUGCCAUAUUCCAGUCACUUUAGGCAAGGAUGUUUACCGUGUGUGGUUGCUUUGUCGGACACAUUAUAGUGUAAUUGUUUUUUUUUUUCUCUGCCUUGUAUAUCUUAAGAAAAUCAAACCUAGGAUGUUGUAAUCAUAAUAUGAUUUUUAAAAAGAGGGCUUGGAUAUAAGAAUACCAAUGAUGUUACAGAUGGUAGAGAUUUAUGUGAAUCAGAACAUGUCAAUAAGUUGUGUGUCCAUAAUUUUAUAUGAAUGAAAGAUGAGGUUCAUGUUGGGGAAAUAUCGGCAUGAAAUGAAGAACGAGGAACGCACAUUGACAGAUCAGCUUUUAAAGAACAGGUCGAUCGAUGGAAACAACCAAUUUAUAACUUUUUUGUUUUGUUUUUUUAUCUUUUUAUACCUAUUUUGAUUUGAAUACAUUUUUGUUGUCAAAUGAAAGACUGAUUAUCUGCUGAACAUACUGACAUUUGCUUUUUGUAGAUGUAUCAGGUCACAGCUACUAAUCGGGCACGUUUGUCCAUCCAUCCAUUUUCCUCCGCUUAUCCGAGGUCGGGUCGCGGUGGUAGCAGGCGCAGUAAGUCAGCCCAGACUUUCCUCUCCCCAGCAACGUUUUCCAGGCGUUCCCAGGCUAGACAGGAUAUAUAAUCCCUCCAGCGCAUUCUGGGUCUGCCCCGGUGUCUCCUCCCAGUUGGUCGUGCCUGAAAGGGAGGCGUCCAGGAGGCAUCCUUAACAGAUGCCCAAACCACCUCAACUGGCUCUACUCCGAGCUCCUCACCCUAUCUCUAAGGCUGAGCCCAGCCACCCUCCAGAGGAAGCUCAUUUCGGCCGCUUGUAUCCGUGAUCUCAUUCUUUCGGUCACUACAUAGCUCAUGACUAUAGGUGAGGGUUGGAACAUAGAUCGACCGGUAAAUUGAGAGCUUUGCCUUCAGGCUCAGCUCCCUCUUUGCCACAACGGUCCGGCACAACGCCUGCAUUACUGCUGACGCCGAGCCAAUCCGUCUGUCAAUCUCACACUCCAUCCUAGCCUCACUCGUGAACAAGACCCCGAGAUACUUGAACUCCUCCACUUGGGGCAAGGAGAGAGCAAUCCACCUUUUUCCGGCAGAGAACAAUGGCCUCUGACUUGGAGGUGCUGACCCUCAUCCGAGCCGCUUCGCACUCGGCUGCAAACCGCCCCAAUGCCUGCUGGAGGUCCCAGCUUGAGGAACCCAACAAAACCACGUCAUCUGCAAAAAGCAGAGACAAGAUUUUGAGGUCCCCAAACUGGAAACCCUCCCAUGCUCCCCCAAGAAGCCCUGCGAGGGUAAAGAGCUGGGACGGAAUCCACAUUGUUCCUCCUGUAUCCGAGGUUCGAUAAUCGGCCGGAGCUUCCUUUCCAGCAUCCUAGAGUAAGAUUUCCCCGGAAGGCUGAGAAGUGUGAUACUUUGUCUUACUUUUUAAUAUAAUAUAUAGAAUAUAUAUCUGUGGUAGGAGAAAUAAGACUUAUAUGACGCUUUCUUGCCAAUGCCUUGUACAUUUUGCACAGCCUUUUGUUUAUAUGUAAAUACCAGAAUCUAAAAAAAAAAAAAAAAGUUUUUAAUUGCUAUUUUACAAUCGAUUGAGAAAAUGAUCCUCAUUAAAAACAAAAGACAAACAAA